This is a messenger RNA of Theileria parva strain Muguga, 684 nucleotides long. Its product is annotated as VPS28 family protein. The transcript is spliced from 4 exons. The coding region runs from base 91 to 648 and encodes 185 amino acids. Gene Ontology annotation, cellular component: ESCRT I complex. Lineage: Eukaryota; Apicomplexa; Aconoidasida; Piroplasmida; Theileriidae. Gene Ontology annotation, biological process: protein transport to vacuole involved in ubiquitin-dependent protein catabolic process via the multivesicular body sorting pathway. Gene Ontology annotation, molecular function: protein-containing complex binding. The record is from RefSeq and is a predicted model, not a curated record.
UUUAUAUAUUAUUUUAUUAAUUAUUUAUUCAAAUUAUUAUUCAAAUUAUUAUAUAUAAAAUAAUAAAAUUAUAUGUAAAAUAAUAUUUUAAUGUGUUUGGAUGUGGAGGGAUUGAGUGUUGUGUAUUCGUUGAUGUAUUCGUUGGAGUAUUUGGAGCGGGGACUGAUCUCCGGCGACGUUAAAUUCGAAGAUUACACAACCGAAUGCAACUCUCUCCUUAACUCAUCCAAACUCCUCAAACAACCCAAACAUUACUUCCAACAAUUCGCUAACGAUUUUGGGCUUAAUUUUCAGUUGGCGAUUAAUAGAAUCAACAUCGGAUCUCCAGACAACCAUACCAGCCAACAAGACGUGGGAAUAUUUGAUUUGAGUGGCAACUUCAUCACUCUCAUCGACGCACUCAAAUUAGGAAUCUCAAACUCCAAUCAGUUGUAUGUGAUGUUGUGUGAGAUGCUGAGAUCGAUAGAGUUGAGUGACAAAUGCUUUAGUGGCCCCGAUUUCUGGCCCCGUUUUAAGCUUGAAAAAUUAACAUUUUGGGAACAAAAAUUAUUAACCCAAGAGGAAUUAACAAGCGAACAAACCACACAGUUCCUCAGUGAUAUGGAAUCCACUUACUACAUCUACAGACAACAUCUCACACAACACUAAUAUUCUUACUUUAUUUUAAUUUAUUAUUUUUUGUUA